Oenanthe melanoleuca is the source of this 4036-nucleotide messenger RNA. It is a transcript of the gene GCNT1, whose product is annotated as glucosaminyl (N-acetyl) transferase 1. NCBI's taxonomy places the organism in Eukaryota, Metazoa, Chordata, Aves, Passeriformes, Muscicapidae. The coding region runs from base 1859 to 3139 and encodes 426 amino acids. Gene Ontology annotation, cellular component: membrane. Gene Ontology annotation, molecular function: beta-1,3-galactosyl-O-glycosyl-glycoprotein beta-1,6-N-acetylglucosaminyltransferase activity. The record is from RefSeq and is a predicted model, not a curated record. The transcript has 4 exons.
UUAAAAAGCUGUUUAGAAGGUUGUAAAUAGUUUUUUUGUGGCCCAGGUUGAGUGAGAGGACUGAGAAAGACAGGAGACUCAGUUAUGCUCUGGCACUUUGCCUUCUUUCAGUGUUACUCAGAAGAGUAGACUUCUUUGUGGGAAAGAGGAGGAGUGGCAGCAGGAGGGGAUUGCCAUUUUGGAGUCUGCUAUUUUAAAUUUCAUUUUUAAUGGAAUAUGACCACAGACCUGGCAAGAAUGAGAGUCAGAAAUGGUAUUGAGAGAAGAGGGGACAAAUCUAACUUUUCUGUCUUCCAACUUGAAAAUCUUUGUGAAAAAUAGUGCAGUAUUUAUAGCUCAAGUUGGAGUUGAGUUACAUGACUUUUGGAAGUAGGUGUAUACAAAAGAAAAUAUUUUCUUUCCUCAAUGAUUAGCUAUGCUGCCUAUAAUGUAUACCAGUUAUCAGCAUAUUCCUUUCCUAUGAAAUUUGAACUGUCUGGGGUAAUACUAACUUCCUGAGGCCAGAAGAACCAAAAGUUGCUAAUGAGCCUGAUGAAUACCUUUUCCAAGUCUGCCUUUUUUUCUAACAUAAACCAAAUGCAAGGCAAACAUAUAAGCUAAUGAUUUACAGUCUAUUUGCUAAAAAUACCGUGUUUACCAAGCAAAAUCCUGUUCUCCAAUUUUGUUUCCACAUUGCUAUUCUUAUUAAAAGGUUUAAUUUCAUUUUUUAAAAUAAUCCCUCUCAGUUUUGCUUUGGAUUUCAAUGUAAUUCAGAAGAUCUGCCUAUACUCUGGUUCAUAAGCUCCUGAAACUGGAAAACACCUAACUUUAUCAAUAUAGAAUUCUGUCUUAGGAAAGGUGAAAAAAGGUAGUGCCACAGAAAUGUAGCAUACCCAGUACUAAAACUGAAGUAACUUCCACUGUUAGGUUUACUUUAUAGCUCCAGAGACACCACUUUUUGCAAUGUGCAGAAUUAUUAUACAUGGGAUAAUUGUAGUGCUAUUAGAGGAACUUAAUAUAACUAACCUUAUCUUGGAAAACUGUGAUAGAAUAUCUCAGGAAGUUCAUUGAUGAUUCUUGAGCUCGCUGAUAAACUGUAACUAUAGGCAUGGUUUAAAAUGCUGGCUUCUCCAUAGGGCUAAAGAAUAACUCAGAAUAUUUUCUAUGUUGCGCCUGAAGAGGGAUCCAAUACUCAAAAAUUUGACAGCCUCUUCCUUCUACUUUUAGCUACUGCCAGUAUUUAAUUUCCAUUAAAAGUGGAUGGAUGUAGUAGUAGUGGUGGAUGUAGCAGUACUAGUCAACUGUGGAAUUUUGUUUAAAGCCGUCUUUCAAAUUAACAAAGGUCUAUAAAUGUGUUGGGGUUUUUUCUAUAAAAAGGGAGUGUACUUUCCCUUUUUGAUUGUUUUCUUAAGCACCUCUGAAAGAAAAGCAUCUACUCCUACAGAGUGCUGUCAGUUGCAGACAACUGUGCCCACAUGAAACCCUACUGCGCAUGAUUUCAAAAUUAAGCAUCUGGUAAAGACUUAUCCAGGUGAAGACUGCCGUGGUCACUUUCAAUUGAGACUGUCUCCCUCCAUCGGAACAGUGACAGCUCUUCCUGGUGGUAUUUCUAAGCUCAUAUGCAGGAUGUUGAAGAGACUGUCUCACACAAAAAUCUUCAAAGGCUGCAGAGACUUCUUUGCCAGUGAGAACUAAAGCAUGACUGCCAUCCAGGAAGUGAGUGGUUUUUUCCUUCCAUUUCCCUGAAAAAUUUGUGAAAUUCCUGAGAAACACAAAUUUUUUUCUGAAGUUCUGAAGAUUUUUUCCUGAGUUCUGAAGCUCAUAUGAACAGAAAGGAGGACAUUUUUUUUUAGCCCUGCAAAGCUACCUGGUAUUUGAAAUGCUGAUGAGGAAAUUACGGUUUUGCCACAACUUGCGCUUCAGGCUUUUCUUGGGUCUAACUCUCAUUUUAGUAAUAAUUUCAGUUCUGAAAGUCAACCAGAAAGAAGACUUCCUAAAUCGGAGACAUCUGGAGCUAACAAAAGAAGAUCCUGUUAGCAAUGUUAACUGCACCAAGAUUAUUGAGGGGGAUAUAGAAGAGAUACAAAGGGUGCAGCUUGAGGCAUUAUCAGUGUCAUUUAAGAAACGCCCCAGACUAACAACAGAUGAUUAUAUUAACAUGACUGCAGACUGCGCCUCCUUCACCAAGACUAGGAAAUACAUUAUGGAACCUCUCAGUAAUGAAGAAGCAGCAUUUCCAAUUGCUUACUCAAUAGUGGUUUAUCACAAAAUAGAGAUGCUUGAUAGACUUCUGAGAUCAAUCUAUGCUCCACAGAAUUUUUACUGCAUUCAUGUAGAUAAAAAGUCUCCAGAAUCCUUUUUUGCUGCUGUUAAGGGAAUAGUGUCAUGUUUUGAUAAUGUCUUUAUUUCCAGCCAGUUAGAGAGUGUGGUAUAUGCUUCAUGGAGCAGAGUGCAGGCUGACAUUAACUGCAUGAAAGAUCUCUACAGAAGAAGUUCAAACUGGAAAUACCUAAUAAACCUAUGUGGUAUGGACUUUCCUAUAAAGACCAACCACGAAAUAGUGGAGAAAUUAAAAGCCCUUAAGGGUGAAAACAGCUUGGAAACAGAAAAAAUGCCUGUUUAUAAAGAAGUUAGGUGGAAAAAACACCAUGAGAUUAUUGAUGGUAAAAUAAAGAACACAGGCAUAGACAAAAAACUACCACCUCUCAGUACUCCAGUUUUUUCUGGCAGUGCCUAUUUUGUAGUUAGCAGAAGCUUUGUAGAAUAUGUACUAGAAAACAGCAAAAUACUUAAGUUCAUUGAGUGGGCAAAAGACACAUACAGCCCAGAUGAGUACCUAUGGGCAACAAUCCAGAGGAUCCCUGAAGUCCCAGGUGCAUUUUCUUCCAGUAACAAGUACGACGUGUCUGACAUGAAUGCGCUGGCCAGGUUUGUCAAGUGGCAGUACUUUGAGGGCGACGUGUCCAAAGGCGCGCCCUACCCACCGUGCAGCGGCGUUCACGUUCGUUCUGUCUGUGUUUUUGGAGUAGGAGACUUGAACUGGAUGCUACGAAACCACCACUUGUUUGCUAACAAGUUUGACACUGAUAUCGACCCUUUUGCAGUGAAAUGCUUGGAAGAGUACUUGCGGCACAAAGCUCUGUAUCUGCAAAAGAACUGAAAUGAAACUGCUAUGAAACAUAGGUACAAAAAUUCUACUGCAACGUGGGAUGCUGACAGUGGGUAUAAUGACCCUCACCAUGUUGGUUUGGUGGUGCUCAUGCCCUGCCUUGUCUAUGGACUAGGGGAAGAAAAGACAUGUCUCAAGUAUGCCUUGUUGCACGCUGAGGCUUGGAGCUUCAGGUACAAAAUCAGACAGCAGUUUUUGGAAAGCCGACUAUUUGGAAUAUUUAUUAUCUAGAAGGUAUAAUUAAUGGGCUUCCUUUGGCUAAACUGUUUUAAGGUUUUAAGGCACAGAAAAUGCAUAUUGUUGAUGUGUUAGUUUUUUUUCCAUGAUUGUAAUGCUAGCUGUCAGAGAAAGAUGAAGGGGGUGGGAUAAAAAGCAGCUGGACUGCACGUCAUACUGAGUACUGAAAGAUCUCAGGAAUAUAACAUUAGAAAUUAUCUAUAAGCUAUGCAAAAGGGGAUAUGCAAAGCCAGCUGCUACCAUUUUACUAAGAUCUCUUUGCUGCCGUUCUGUUUUUUGUAAAAAUCUUAUUCCUCUUGAAAAUUUUGUCUUCAGCAUGGAGUAUUAAGGAAUUCAGAUAUUUCUUUUGUAUUCUUAGAGCACCUGAUAUUGUGAUACAAAGUUUAUAGACUAGUUUAAAAUUACAUCUUCUCAGGGAAACUUCAGUUUUGUGCCUGAUGAGAUUUAGAUUUGUAAUUUUACAUUUCUUACUGUAUGGGGAAUUUUGCUUUUGUAUCCAAAAUCACUUAAGUUUCUUAAAACUCAAAGAACUGCAGUAGUGUCUAAAUAUUACUGAUGGAACUGCUGGUUUCUGCUUUCUGUCAAGCUCAACUUGCAUUCCAGAUUACUUUAACACUAUGUAAAAAAAAAUAAAAUUAUUUUUUUUAAUGA